AUGGUGGCAGUAAGAGGCAUUUUGCUGCUGCCUCCGUCGCUGCUUACCCUGCUCACCCAGGUUGCAGCCAACCCGCAGCCUACCGCGCUCAAGAAGCUGUUGCCUGACUCUAAUGAGAAGAUCUUCCCAGAACAUCUCGCAUUUGCGCCGCCUGGGAGCUUCCCCAUUGACAUUUAUGGCACUCCGCUCCUUCCCGGCGUAGACGGUGGAAAUGGCGAGUCAGAGAGAACGAACAGCUCAUCCAGGUUCUUCCAGCGAGCCUUUGCGCCUCACAUUGAUGAAACGCGGGAGAGCAUGAUGCGAAGGGCAGCGGAAAUGCUGGCCAUUUUAGAGAAGCGGUCCUCGUGUCCAUCUGAUAUGAACAGCUGCGAGGAUAUCGGAGCUGCUAAUAAGUGCUGUCAGAAGGGCACGUACUGCACGUCAGUCGCAGAUUCCAAUGUGGCCAGUGUCGCAUGCUGUCCUGACGGCGUACAAUGUGGAGGGGGAGUAGGAAGCUGCCCCACGAGCGCCGUGAGCUGUCCAUCGUCCCUUGGUGGCGGCUGCUGUCUCCAGGGAUACAUUUGUCAGGGCAUAGGAUGCGUGACAGAGGUAAUUUCGACAGUGCCAACAACAACGCAGGUUCAAACCACUUCAUCCCAGCCCCCCGUGACGACUGUCACUAGCACACAGACCACGACAAGCCAUUCUACAGUCCAGUCAACGACUACCUCUGCUACCCGAACAGUUUCUAGCUCGGCCACAGCGACUGGAGAGGCUCCUUGGCGGCCAACAGUGACUGACACUACCACCUCUGCUCCUGACACACAGACCGGUUGCCCGACUGGUUUCUACGGCUGCUUGGCCACUCAUGGCGGCGGCUGCUGCCAAACUGACCGGGAAUGCGAAACCCACUCAUGUCCUGCUCCUUCUUCCACCACACUAGUGUCAAAUGGUGUUACGGUAGUGGUUGCUGCCAGCAAUGUGCCAGCCGCUGCGACAGGUACGUGUGCUGGCGGGUGGUUUCUCUGCGGGGAGGAAGGUGGCUCUGUCGCUGGGUGCUGUCCCAGCGGAUACCAAUGCGGAACUGCGAGCUGCUUCACCGUGGAGGCGAGCCAGACGGGCAGUGUACAGAAGGAGCUUCCAGAAAGCGGAGCUCUCUCCCAUAGCCGAACUUCCAGGAGGUCGCUUCUCUGCUUGAUGGGACUUUCUGUCCUCUCUCUUCUUUUGUGA
Clonostachys byssicola is the source of this 1209-nucleotide messenger RNA. The record is from the annotation of a GenBank genome assembly. NCBI's taxonomy places the organism in Eukaryota, Fungi, Ascomycota, Sordariomycetes, Hypocreales, Bionectriaceae.